Messenger RNA from Diaporthe batatas, 975 nucleotides. RefSeq lists its product as uncharacterized. The coding region runs from base 1 to 975 and encodes 324 amino acids. NCBI's taxonomy places the organism in Eukaryota, Fungi, Ascomycota, Sordariomycetes, Diaporthales, Diaporthaceae. The transcript has 2 exons. Gene Ontology annotation, molecular function: protein binding. The record is from RefSeq and is a predicted model, not a curated record.
AUGCCACCCAAGAGAAAGCGCGAUGAGUUCGAGGCAGACGACGGGCGGGAGGCGUUCCGCAACCGAGGGGACCUAGCAAUGUUCCGAUCUGAAAAGAGGUGGGACUUCGCCCUGACCGUAGAUGGCGAGCGACUGUUGCUCCACAAGCAGCUGCUAUUCUCCCGCGUCGGAAAGUUCAGACAGCUGCUGACAGGGGGCAGGAACGGGCUGCCAAAGGACGACAAAGGGCGAACAGAAUACACGGAGAAGGACCACGACGCCAGAUCGGUCCGCCUGAUGGUCGACUUCGUGUACGGGGAGUGGAAGGCCGAGAUCCUCGAGUUCCAGACGGAGAACCAGCCCGUCAUCCAGGACUGCAUCCUGCUCUUCAGGCUGGGGCACAGCUUCGACAUCCCGCGGAUGGCCGCCUACGCCGUCCGGCACCUCGAGAUGUACCUCAGCAGGAAGCUCAGGGACAUCUGCGUCUACCCGCUGCACAGGGCCCUCCAGGCGGCUGGGCGCAAGGAGUUCAUUGAGGACCUUGAGGCCGGCAUCUGGCAGGCGGACGCGGCCCGGCACGGCCCGGUCGAGACCCAGCCCUGGUGCAUGCUCGUCGACUUUGUUGUCGUGGCGGGGCCCGUCCUCCUGCGCGAGCCCAACUUCCACCUGCGCGUCGACGUGGACGUCCUCCCGCCUGCCUUCGUCAAGGAGACCCUGCUGGGGCUCCAUGCGCCCAAGUACCAGACGCCUUGGAUGAGGGGGCUCAGGGUGCGGCCGGCGAGGCUCUCGAGGCCGGUUCCCAAGAAGCGUGGGGGCUGUUCCUGCUGUGGGGUGGGUAUCUUGAGGGAGGAGGCGGCCGUUUUCAACCCCUGGUCUUACCAGAUGCUUGCCCAGAGGUUUCCUCAGCUGUGCUGUGAGGCGUGUGCUGAGAGGAUGGAUCAGGGAGAUGGCAAUGGCGUUGUGUGGGGCAUCUUUGAUGAUGUGAAGGAUGAGUAG